This is a messenger RNA of Parnassius apollo (apollo), 1677 nucleotides long. The record is from the annotation of a GenBank genome assembly. NCBI's taxonomy places the organism in Eukaryota, Metazoa, Arthropoda, Insecta, Lepidoptera, Papilionidae.
AUGAUCCCAAUGUGCACGCAAUGCAUGCGUGAUGGAAAGUGGAACCCGGAGAUGCCGGUGGCACAUUUGGUUAAAGGCGACAUUGUCCAUGUGAAGUCCGGUGACGUUAUUCCAGCGGACAUUCGAAUUAUAGAUAGCAAAGGAUUCAAAGUCAGCGUGCAUUUAGAUAAAAAAUUGUCAAGAUAUCUGAUCGUAAUGAAGGGUGCGCCGGAAUGCAUUUUAUUACGUUGUACGACAGUUGCUCUGGAAGAUAAAGAUAUAAAGAUUACUAAAGAAAUCAAGGAAGCUGCAGAUAAAGCCGUUGAAGAUCUCGCAAACACUGGUGAAAGAGUUCUAGCCUUUGCUGACUUAACUUUAGAUCCAAAUGUAUAUCCAAUGGACUUCGAUUUUGAUACUGAUGAAAUAAAUUUUCCGUUAGAGGGCUUACGGUUAAUCGGCAUUAUAGGAUUGAAAGAUCCACCACGAGAGGAGGUUAAAAGCGCAAUAGAGCGUGUGCGUGCUGCAGGUGUCCGCGUGAUGAUGGUGACCGGUGAUCAUCCGGCAACAGCGAAGGCCAUAGCGGUGGAGGUGGGCAUAGCUACAGCUGCCACCUGCCACGUAGUUACAGGCAACGAUUUAAGAAAUAUGAAUCCUGACCUUCUUUAUUUAACUCUUGAGAAGCAUUAUGAAAUAGUAUUUGCUCGGACGUCUCCAACACAAAAGUUGCAAAUAGUGGAGGCGUGUCAGAGACACGGCAGUGUAGUGGCAGUUACUGGUGACGGAGUAAACGAUGCACCAGCGCUGCGACGAGCUGAUAUUGGUAUUUCUAUGGGUAUAACUGGUUCACAGGUAUCAAAACAGACAGCGGAUAUCAUUUUAAUGGAUGACAAUUUUGCGACCAUAGUAACAGGGAUUGAAGAGGGUCGCAAAAUAUUUGACAAUCUUAAGAAAUCCGUGUGCUACAUAUUAAUAUCAAACGUGCCGGAAAUUCUACCCGUUUUGAUGUUUAUAUUGUUUUCCGUACCGUUGCCAUUAGGCGUAAUGACGAUAUUAUGCGUGGACCUCGGUACUGAUAUGUGGCCAGCCGUAUCGUUGUCAUAUGAACAAGCAGAAUCCGACGUAAUGAAGCGGCCGCCACGGCAGUCGGACCCUCUUGUCUCCUCGCGCAUGAUGACACUCGUGUAUGGUCACCUAGGUCUCAUCGAAUUCGCUUCCGGAAUGUUUGCUUAUUUCACUGUAAUGGCGGAACAUGGAUUUUAUCCUACAGAUUUAUUCGGAAUCCGAGAACGUUGGGACAAUGAAGCUGUAAGCGAUUUACGAGACUCUUUAGGCCAGGAGUGGACUUACGCUGAGCGUAAAGAGUUGGAGCGCGCCUGCCAGGCGACGUACUUUGUUGCUGUUGUCGUUACGCAAAUGAUGAAUGGUGUUAUAUGCAAAACUAGAUAUAAUUCGCUACUAGACGUUGGCAUGAAAAAUAAAGUGUUGAAUUAUGGACUAGUAUUCGAACUAGCACUGGCUUGUGUUCUUUGCUAUGUUCCGGUGCUUAACGACUUUUUUUGCACGUACCCGUUGCGUUUUCAAUGGUGGUUUUUAGCGAUUCCAUUCCCUACACUUUUGUUAUGUUUUGACGAAUUUCGUAAAUACUGCAUUCGAAGAGAGCUUUUUCGAGGAUGGUACAAUAAGCUCACAUACUACUAA